This is a messenger RNA of Anolis sagrei ordinatus, 930 nucleotides long. It is a transcript of the gene OLIG3, whose product is annotated as oligodendrocyte transcription factor 3. Gene Ontology annotation, biological process: axon development; sensory organ development; positive regulation of transcription by RNA polymerase II. Lineage: Eukaryota; Metazoa; Chordata; Lepidosauria; Squamata; Anolidae. Gene Ontology annotation, molecular function: E-box binding; protein dimerization activity; DNA-binding transcription factor activity, RNA polymerase II-specific. The record is from RefSeq and is a predicted model, not a curated record. Gene Ontology annotation, cellular component: nucleus.
AUGAAUUCUGACUCCAGCUCCGUCUCCAGCAGAGCUUCCUCGCCCGACAUGGAGGAGAUGUACCUGCGGGACCACCACCACCAUCACCACCACCAUCACCACCAUCACUCGGUCUCCUCCACGCAGGGUGAGACGGGCCCGAAGGGCGCCUCCUCCUCCUCCAACGAAGCCCUGGCCCGCAACAGCUCCAAGGGCUCCUCGUCCUCCUCGUCCUCGUCCUCUUCUUCGUCGUCGUCCUCCUCGUCGGCGGCGGAGGCGGCCAAGUACAAGCUGAAGAAGCAGCUCUCGGAGCAGGACCUGCAGCAGCUGCGCCUGAAGAUCAACGGGCGGGAGCGGAAGCGCAUGCACGACCUGAACCUGGCCAUGGACGGGCUCCGCGAGGUCAUGCCCUACGCGCACGGGCCCUCGGUGCGCAAGCUCUCCAAGAUCGCCACCCUCCUCCUCGCCCGCAACUACAUCCUCAUGCUCACCAGCUCGCUGGAGGAGAUGAAGCGCCUGGUGGGAGAGAUCUACGGCGGGCACCACUCCGCCUUCCACUGCGGGAGCCACGCCGCCGCCGCCGGGCACCCGGCCCACGCCGCCGCCGCCCACGCCGCCCUUCACCCGGUGCACCCGCUCCUGGCCUCGGCCGCCAACCCGCCGCCCGCCCUGCCCACCCUCCGCGCCCCGCACCCGCUCCUCAAGGCGCCCCCCGCCGCGCCCCCACCCGCCUUGCAGCUGGGCGGGGGGGCCGGGGGAGGAGGGGCCGGUGGCGGGGGCGGGGGAGCGGGCGCCUUCCAGCACUGGGCCGGCCUGCCCUGCCCCUGCAGUAUCUGCCAGGUGCCCCCGCCGCCCCCGCCGCCCCCGCACCUCGCCGGCCUCUCCGCCGCCGCCGCUGCCGCCGCCAGCCUGGCCCGGCUCUCCUCCGAGGCCAAGGACCUGCUCAAGUGA